AUGUCUAGUUUGCGAAAUAAGACUCCAUUUAACCUACCUUGGAAUGAAUGCGUGUCCAUCGCUUCAGUCUUAAUUGGCGCGUAUGUAUCGUACAAAUAUUAUAAAGUAUGUAAAACACAAGAUAUCCCACGUCCAAAAGGAGGUGUGGAGGAACUCAUAGGAAACACUCCUCUAGUUAAAAUCAGGUCUCUUACCAAGGCUACUGGCGUCAACGUUUAUGCUAAGUUAGAACUAUGUAACCCAGCUGGAAGCGCUAAAGAUAGGGUGGCAUUGAACAUCAUAAAGACAGCUGAGCAAUUAGGUGAGCUCGUUAGAGGUGAGCCUGGAUGGGUAUUUGAAGGAACAAGUGGGUCAACCGGUAUUUCUAUAGCUGUGGUCUGCAAUGCAUUGGGGUAUAGAGCACACAUUUCUUUGCCCGAUGAUACGUCGUUGGAAAAAUUGGCAUUGUUAGAGAGUCUUGGUGCUACCGUUAACAAGGUUAAGCCAGCUAGUAUCGUUGAUCCGAACCAGUACGUAAAUGCUGCCAAAAAGGCGUGUGAUGAAUUAAAGAAGAAGGGCAAUGGAGUUAGAGCAAUUUUUGCCGACCAAUUUGAAAACGAAGCCAACUGGAAAGUACAUUAUGAGACUACAGGCCCGGAAAUUGCGCACCAGACUGACGACAACAUCGAUGCAUUAAUUGCUGGUUGCGGUACUGGUGGCACCAUAACUGGAGUUGCCAAAUUUUUAAAGGAAAAAGCCAAGAUACCUUGCCAUGUUGUUCUUGCAGAUCCGCAAGGAUCUGGUUUUUAUAAUAGGGUUAACUAUGGCGUGAUGUAUGAUUAUGUAGAAAAGGAAGGUACCAGAAGAAGGCAUCAAGUUGACACUAUUGUAGAAGGCAUUGGGUUAAACAGGAUUACUCAGAAUUUUCACAUGGGCGAAGAAUUUAUUGAUGAAUCAAUACGUGUAAAUGAUAACCAAGCUAUCAGAAUGGCAAAAUACUUGUCAGUAAAUGAUGGGCUAUUUGUAGGGAGCAGCACAGCUAUUAAUGCGGUAGCUGCCAUUCAGGUCGCGAAAAGACUCCCUCAGGGUGCAAACAUUGUAAUUAUUGCAUGUGAUAGCGGUUCAAGACAUUUAAGUAAAUUCUGGAAAGAAGCUAAAGAAAUCGAUCAUGACAUAUCAUUAAAGGAGAUAGUAAAUAUCUGA
Messenger RNA from Saccharomyces mikatae IFO 1815, 1182 nucleotides. RefSeq names its product putative cysteine synthase (gene MCY1). NCBI's taxonomy places the organism in Eukaryota, Fungi, Ascomycota, Saccharomycetes, Saccharomycetales, Saccharomycetaceae. Gene Ontology annotation, molecular function: cysteine synthase activity. Bases 1 to 1182 code for a protein of 393 amino acids. The record is from RefSeq and is a predicted model, not a curated record. Gene Ontology annotation, cellular component: cytoplasm. The transcript has a single exon.